UUUAUCACAAUUCACGUGUUUUUGGAAUUUGGAUUGUUUUUAUCGAAUUUUUGAAGAAAUCGAGUAUUUAACAAUAUUUUCAAUUAUGUGUGAGUUAUUCAAAAUAUAGAUUCCGUAAUAUUUAAUCGUCAUUUGACUUUAAACCUACAGAUCGUAAGACGUAAAGGCUAUGUUAUAUUAAAAACAUUCGAAACCUUAUCAAGAUCUUAUCAACAAAGAAAACGCUUACAACUAAAGGGAUUGCGGAAUCGCGUAAAAUGGAGAAUGAAACAGAGGAAAUAACAGUGAAACCUGAAUUUGUGCAAAUAGAGGUAAAAGUAGAACCGUUUAUCGUAGAAUCGAAUACAGACACGCAAAACAUAAAAGACGCAGACGAAAGUGAUUCCGACGAGCCAGAAGAUGAUUCUGCUGUUAAAGUGAACUCAAAGGGUAAGAGAAAUAGAGUGCCAUGUCCAAAAUGCGAUCGGACGUUAAAAAACCAAGCGAACUUGAAGCAACAUCUACGAACUGUACACUUGGAAGGAGCUGAGACUGCCGAGUGUUCGCAAUGCUUUCGUGUGUUCAAAUCAAAAGGGUACCUCUGGAAACACAUUCACGUAGUGCACAGGAACGAUAAGGAAGUGAAUUGCAAGGAUUGUGGUAAGGUAUUUCGAAACAAAGGUCGGCUAGACAACCAUGUAUAUUACACGCAUCGCGACGUCACUCCAAUACCUUGUCCACAUUGUGAUAAAGUAUGUAACGGACAGCGGAAACUCAAAUUACACAUACGUAACAUGCAUACAAUACAGGACAACAUUCAAUGCCCGCACUGUGACAAAAUAUUUAGAAGCGAGUUGCUUCUGAAGAAACAUAUCAUCUAUACGCACGCGACAGACGAUAUAGAGUACAAAUGCCCUUGCGAUUUGAUAUUUAUGUCAUACAAACAAUACAAGAAUCACAUGAACAACGUGCACCCAGUCAGACAACCGCGUUGCCUCAUCUGCCAUAAGUCAUACAAAACUCCGGCUAUCGCGAAAAAACACCUACUCGUGUGCCACAACAUACCUGAAGACGAUUUGAACAACCACAUAACCUACAACGAUUUACCCGAACUGAUAAACAAUCUUGAAUGUAGUACAUGCGCAAUUUGCUUCAAAACAUUCUCCAAUAAAGUCUUGUUUCUACGUCACAUGCGAACGACGCAUCCUCCAAAGGAAGCGGAGCAAGCUUGCGAUGUCUGUCAAAAGACAUUCAAAUCGGCGUUCCAUGUAGGGGUACAUAAGUAUGCAGUACAUUAUACUAAGGGGAAACAGACAUGUGAUAUCUGUGGUCGAGAGUUCGCGUCCAAACGGUAUUUAUCACGACACAAAUUGACGCACGUUGUACAUAACUCUGCGCUAUGUAAUAUUUGUGAGGGGAUUUAUCAAUCUGAAGCACAUUUGAGGAUACAUAUUAGACGAAUACAUGGAAAGACUAUUAUUGGUAUUUGAAUUUUGGAAUAAUUCAGUAUGAACAAGAAAAAAAAAAUAAAAAAACAAUUAUGUAUGUUAUCCGAUGAGUACAAUUUGGAGGUCUUCAAGACGAGAGUGAACAGGUACAUUCUAGGGAAGCGCGCUCAAAUUAUUCUGAAUUUCUCAAGGCAAUUACGUUUUCCAAUAUUUUGUAUUUAAAGUUUUUCAAUCCUUGGUGACUUAUUCAUCGAAUAACGUAUUAAACUACCAUUUCAAAGUUGUAUUCUAAUAUUGUCCGUAUAUGACAGUUUACAGGUGACAUUUUUAAAUGUUUGUGUAAUACUUUAUUGGAUGGAUAAAUUUUAACCAAGGAUUGAAAAAUCGGCCCUUAUACAUUAGUAAGAGCUAGCAUGAAAGUGCGCGCACGUAGCGACGCAACUCCCCAUACAAUUGAUGAGAGACAAAAUAGUUGCGGAGACAAAGUUGCUCGUGCGCGCUAGCUCAAAAUGAGCACAGGAUGAAAUUUAUAAUAAUUUUUUAUCUGUGGCUUAUGUCAAAAUAUUGUUUAAAUAUUAAUGUAGCAUUAUUAAUUUUUGGCGGGAACACAAUGACUCCAACACCAUAGUGUUUUUAUUAUUUUAUAUUUGAAAUUACGAAUAGUUGUAAGGUUUUAAAUUUUGUAAAUAAAGAGUUUUAUUAUUGUGCAAAUAAAUGGUUAUUUGAAGCAA
Colias croceus (clouded yellow) is the source of this 2158-nucleotide messenger RNA. Its product is annotated as zinc finger protein 888-like. Gene Ontology annotation, biological process: regulation of transcription by RNA polymerase II. Lineage: Eukaryota; Metazoa; Arthropoda; Insecta; Lepidoptera; Pieridae. The record is from RefSeq and is a predicted model, not a curated record. Gene Ontology annotation, molecular function: RNA polymerase II transcription regulatory region sequence-specific DNA binding; DNA-binding transcription factor activity, RNA polymerase II-specific. The transcript has a single exon. Bases 258 to 1469 code for a protein of 403 amino acids. Gene Ontology annotation, cellular component: nucleus.